CGAAGGCAAGUGCGUCUGAUUCACAGCUGAGGAGAGUACAUGCUCGCUACCUACUUCCUCAUCUCCGCCUCGGCGUUCGGCCUCGCGCCGAGCCGACUGCCGCCGCGCGCUGCGUCCACCACCACGCGCGCGACCCGUCCGCGUUGUGGUGCCGUCGGCAGCGCUUCGCAGAGCGUGCUCCCUACUGCGCCAAAGGACGUCGCAGAGGGCCUGAGCGUCGCCAUUUCUGCGGCGCUGGCGGUGGGCGAGCGGCAGCUUCACAUCACGCUCCCACCCAACAUGCGGUUUGGCAUCUUUGGCGACCCGGGAAAGGUGACCAUCGGGAGCCCCGACUCGCCGCCCACGGUGGCCGAGCUCCAGCGGGCCGAGUUCGAGCUCGCCUACCUCGUGGCGGAGACGUUCAGAGGCGAGUGCACGCUCGUGCUCGAGUCGCAGGCGGCCGUCAAGGCGGCGGAGCGCGAGUUUGCGCGCAAGGGGCUCCCGACCCGCCCGCGGCUCGUCUCCUCUCUUAGUAAGGCGUACAAGGGCGGCGGUGGGGGCUUUGGUGGCGCGGCGGGCGGCGCGGCGGGCGGAGACGCGGGCAGGGUGGUGGCGGUGCUGCGUCCCUCCGCGGCGCAGCUCAAGAAGGCGGUGUGUCCCGAGGGAGGCGCCGUGCUGCUGCUCAACCCUCAGGCGCCUCCGCCGGCCCGGUUCGCGCCGACGUACGUCCUGCUCGACAACCCGCACCCCGACUGGCAGGGAGGCCUCCUCUUCCGCGCCUUCCCCGGCGACUGGGCGCUGGCGGCGGCGGGCUUUGGAGGCGCCCUCACCGUCCACGGCCGCGCGGCGGAGAGGCCCUCGCUGCCCGACAUCGACCGCGGCUUUCAGGCGGUGCGCGACGACAACAACCCCUUCUCGAGGGCGGUGGGCGCGGCGGCCGCCCUGCGCAGAAGGGGCGAGCCCGACGAGGCCGAGUGAAGGGCGCGGUCGCGGGUGUUGUCUGCCCAGGUCUAGAUGGAGCUUAGAGACGGCUUUACAUCAAUGGUUAGAGGACCUUUUAGGUUUUGAAUAAGAAUGUCAAAAGAACGCUUGUC
Messenger RNA from Emiliania huxleyi CCMP1516, 1073 nucleotides. RefSeq lists its product as hypothetical. The transcript has 2 exons. Bases 40 to 957 code for a protein of 305 amino acids. The record is from RefSeq and is a predicted model, not a curated record. NCBI's taxonomy places the organism in Eukaryota, Haptophyta, Isochrysidales, Noelaerhabdaceae.